Molecule: messenger RNA, 549 nt
Organism: Nannizzia gypsea CBS 118893
Lineage: Eukaryota; Fungi; Ascomycota; Eurotiomycetes; Onygenales; Arthrodermataceae
Product: cupin 2
Exons: 1
Coding region: 1-549 (182 amino acids)
Source: RefSeq, a predicted model, not a curated record
AUGUCUCUCCUACCUACCGUUCGCCGACUUGUCACCGGCCACAAUGCUCAAGGCGAAGCUAUCUUUGACUCAGAUACCCAACUCGCUCCGUACAACCCCACCACGCCUGGCCCCGAACCAGCCAAAGAGGGAGAGAUGGGCUUCACUACCAUCUUUCGCACCACUGGUAUCCCUGACGACAACACCAGCCCAUGGGCUGAUAUGCAUAACAAGAUUGUCAAUCUGGUUGAGAAGGACAGCGCGACGAUACGAAUUGUCGACUUUGCGCCCGGACAUCCCGGCUUGAUGCAUCGAACCAUUAGCGUGGACUUUGGUAUUGUGCUGAAUGGUGAGAUAGAGCUGGAGCUUGACAAUGGCGUUACCAAGGUUAUGAAGCAGCAUGAUGUCGUGGUGCAGAGAGGUACCAUCCAUUCGUGGAAUAACAAGGGCUCGGAAAACGUGCGAAUGUUGUUCGUCCUUCUCCCAGCAAACCCGGUUAAGGUGGGAGAUAAGGAAUUGCUUGAUACUCCUCUGCCUAGCAAUUUUCCUAAGGACACUAGCAAGAAUUAA